This is a messenger RNA of Parasteatoda tepidariorum (common house spider), 4487 nucleotides long. RefSeq names its product N-acetyltransferase 1 (gene NAT1). Gene Ontology annotation, molecular function: mRNA binding; translation initiation factor activity; protein binding. Lineage: Eukaryota; Metazoa; Arthropoda; Arachnida; Araneae; Theridiidae. The record is from RefSeq and is a predicted model, not a curated record. Gene Ontology annotation, cellular component: eukaryotic translation initiation factor 4F complex.
AUACAAAUAUAAAUGUUGAAUGGUACUGCAUUUUAACUUCAACUUUAUGUAUCACUCUCCUUUACAGCGCUACCUAUUGAUUUUAUUCAGCACUGCUCAAGUGGACGAAAUGUCUAUUGUGACGUUUAAGCGACUGUAAAUUAUAUAUUUUCUUUCAUUUUAAUUGCACUCCGCUAGGACAAAAGCUUUGUCAACUUCAAGAUUCAGUGUAACUGUAACCUAUAGCGGCUGGACUUUUAUUCUGCUGUGGUCACCAUAAACGUAACAACGGAUAGGCAGAGAGGAUCGGGGAGUGCUUCUCGAUGCUCCGGAGGAAGGGACGAACCCCCUCGUCCAGACGCCGCUAGCGUAGGCUCUUCCGCCCCUCGCAGAUGGGUACCUCCAAGCAGCAUUAAACGAGAUGCAACCUCCCUUGAAGAAAAAAAUGACCAAGUGUUCCGACGAGUACGAGGCAUUCUUAACAAACUCACGCCUGAGAAGUUCCACAAGCUGAGCGAGGAACUCCUCAGCGUUGGACUUGAUUCUACCCAAAUUCUUAAAGGUGUCAUAUUACUGAUCUUCGAUAAAGCUCUAGAUGAACCGAAGUACAGUUCUAUGUAUGCAUUGCUAUGCAGGAAAUUGUGUGAAGAAGCUCCAAACUUUGAUCUCCCUUCAAAUAAUACUGGUAGUCACAACAGCAAUACAUUCCGUCGCCUUUUGUUAGCCAAGUGCCAGGACGAAUUUGAAAACAGAAGAAAAGCAAGUGAAGCCUUUGACAAGAAAGAUGGAGCACUCAGUGCUGAAGAGGAGGAGCAAAGAGGAGUUGCUAAGCACAAGAUGCUGGGCAACAUCAAAUUCAUUGGUGAGCUGGGGAAGCAGGGCCUGUUGCACGAGGCCAUCCUUCAUCAGUGCGUGCAGCAGCUCUUGGCCAAGAAGAAAAGGCAGACAUCCAAGGACGUGGCUGAAGACCUCGAGUGCCUCUGUCAGAUAAUGAAGACUGUCGGCCACAGGCUGGACACAGACAAAGCCAAAGCACUGAUGAAUCAGUAUUUUGAAAGAAUGCAAGUAUUUGCAUCAAACUUUGAACUGCCUUCUCGUAUACGCUUCAUGUUGCAAGAUGUAUUAGAGCUGAGACAAAAUAGGUGGAUACCUAGGAGAAUUCUGUCUGAGCACGGUCCUAAGACCAUCCAACAGGUGAGAGAUGAUGCAGCAAGGGACUUUGGGUCGUAUCUUCCGAAUCGCAACAUGAACUCUCUUCCUCCUUCCACUGGCAUGCUCAACAUGAGCAAACUUCGCUCUGGAAUGGAUGAUGUCUUCAGCCCCAUUCCUAUUGGUGUUGGAUCUCUAGGUACUGGACCUGGUGUAAUUUCUACUGAUACUUUCCCCAACUAUUCUAGUAACAUGGGUCGUCCUUCCCGUGGCGGAAUGGGAGGAUCCGGAGGAUUUCUGACUGGAGGUUCAUCUCAGCCGUUCUUUAACAGUAAUCGUAACAAACAGUUUCCUAAUCGUGACCAUGACCUCUUCCCAGCUUAUCAACAGCAGGCAAGACAACAAAAUCAGAACAACCAAGUAGGAUUUACUGGAACCUCAUCCAACCGAGACUUGCCUCCUCGCUUCCUGAAAAAGACACUUCAACCUCACAACGCAGACGAGAUAAGUUUGCGUCCUGCCCAGAAUUCUAUGAUGGUGAAAAGCAAGCAAACUGCUCAGUUCACCAAAGCCAACUCCAAUUCCAACAGUGUGAUGACCAACUCUAUUCUGAGGGACAACUCACCAAUCAUUCCAACAAAUGCUCCGUCAAACCCUGUUCUCAAAGAACCACCAUUAAUUGUAAAACAAGUGACUCAAGACAAAAAUAAAGCAAAUAAGCAUAUUCCAUCAAAAGAAGAAGUUAUGAAAAAAAGUGAAAACCUUCUACUAGAGUAUUUAAAAAAUCAAAAUAUUGAUGCUGCUGUCAAAACUUUCAAAGAAAUGAGGAUGCCAAAAAAGUAUGCUAGUGAUGUGAUGUUGAUGAUGAUGAAACUAACCAUUGAGAAGACAGAGAGCGAAAGAGAACUUCUCAGCCAAUUGCUCAGUGAACUCAAAAAAGAGGGUCAAUUAAAUGGAAAUCAGGUGAUGGACGCUUUAAAGUGUAUAUUUCAACAGAUGUCAGAUUUAGAGGCUGAAGUUCCUCGUGUCAAGUCUCACGUUGCUGGCUUUGCUGCCAGGGGAAUAUCCAGUGACGUGGUCAGCUUGUCCCUGGUGGCAGAACCUCUGGAAGGUGGGGCACACUACCCCCUCUUCCUUCUCUGUCUGCAACAGUUACACAAAUCACAAGGCCGCAAUUGGUUGCAGUCUACUUUUAACCAGAGCAAGAUUAACCUACUUUCUAUGCUUCCAGAGAUUGACCGAACGAAGGAGAGACUGGCUGACAUCCUGGAGGACAGGGGACUGAGCUUCCUUUUCCCCCUCCUCCGUAUCCAGGCAGAUCUCUGGAAACAGAUGCAGACAGAUCCCAGCCCCACCUCUCUCUACAGGUGGAUCAAAGAAACCAUCGAUGCCUCUCAACACACUGUGCCUGGAUUUGUGAGCGCCCUUGUCUCAUGCAUGAUCAAGUAUAUUACUCAAGAAACUACUCUUGCGGAUGGAUUAGAUCAUUCAAGUGUACCAGAUAAAAACAUACUUGACAAAGAAAAAGAAAUGUUAGAUAAAUUCAAGCCUGUGUUCCAAGCAUUUUUACAUGAGCAGCCAGGACUGCAACUGGUUACGUUGUAUGCCCUUCAAGUUCAUUGCUACAACCAUGGAUUUCCUAAAGGUAUGCUGCUAAGGUGGUUCAUGAUGUUUUAUGACCAAGAGGUGAUAGAGGAAGAGGCCUUCCUGAAGUGGAAGGAGGAUGUCAACGAUGAAUACCCUGGAAAAGGAAAAGCUCUCUUUCAAGUGAACCAAUGGCUGACUUGGCUCGAAGAAGCAGAAGAAGAUUCAGAUGACGGUGAAAAUUAAUGAAUGAGGAUUUUCUCACAAAAUCCACUAUUUCUCGCCAAACACUGAAAAUGUGGAAACUUCUUUCCUUUUCCCAACCUCACUCACUACUUGCGAAAUAUUAACUCUUUUUGCAUAUCUAUUCCCCCCUCCCUUAUCAUCUCUUUAAAUCAUUUGGAAAUGAGUUUCUCUUCUUUUUCUUCUUUUAUUCCUCUGGAACUAUAUUUAACAUUCUUCUUUUAUUUUCUAAAGAGGGAGUUUCUUUCAUGCUCACCAGAUGUGUGUCAUUGGUUCCAUCUUAUCUUUAAAAAAAAAUUAAAAAAAACUUUUUCAUAAAGAUCUUUUGGGUGGCAGCAUUUAACCUGAUUAAUGACGAAGAGGUGUUGUGCUGCUCCUGCUGCUUGACUCUACAAACAUAACUCUAGAAAUAACGAACGAAAAAGGAAAAAAAAACUUCAAAUUUAAUACAAUCCUGAGUUUUUCUUAUACUUGGAGUCAUUUUAACUCCUUCUUCUGUGCAUUAUAUGUUAACUUAUUUUGGUCGUAGCUCUUGUUAAAAAAGAACUCUUUAAACUUAUUUGAUAGUAACUAACAUAAGGGCUAUCUUUUGACUUAUUUUGGUCUAAACUCUUAUUGACUUAAGUACAUUUUAAUUUAUAAGUUCAAGCAAUUGUGGUUUGUGUGUUAACUCAAUGAGCAUACCUACUAAACAUACUUUAAAUCUAAGAACAGAAUGAUUUUUUGCAGAAAAGCUCUUUAAGUAUAUAAUUCAUCAAGUCAACAUAUUCACUCCAACUUGCUUUUAAAUGAAUUUUUACACAGAAAUGUUAUAAUACCGUGUGUUGCCAUUGUGUUUUGUUGGUAUGCUCUCUUGAGUUGAAAUGAUGUUUAAAAGAUGACAAAGGUAGUUAUCUCUAAUUAUGUAAAAAUUUUGAAUAAUUAUAGUUAUGUUUUUUAUGUUUUUACAAAAAAGUAAAAAUUAAAUUUGUAUCCCUACAGCUAAAAAGAAAGGGUAAAAAAAUUUCUUUGAUUUUUAGAAAAUUUUCAUUGCUGUCAUGUUUUUAAAUUUUUAUCAAAUAAUUCAAUCAUGUUAAUAUAUUUUAAUUAUUGAUUACUAUAAAUCAAUUAUGAGAAAUCGAGAAAAGGAGUUGUGUGUGCAUUUUGUCCUUCUCUGCAGGCAGAUUAUUUUAAAGAGGAAAACGUUGUGAAAGUGAAUCUGAAUUUAAUUUAGCAUUUGUGUGUGUUUUUAUGCAACAUUAUUUAUCAAAACGUCCUCCCAACGCAUCUCGUUUGUGUGUGUAAUCGUCUUUUCGGAAUGGAUUUUAAUUGUUUCAGAUUUUUCUUUCUUAAGUGAGUUGCCUAUCAAAGUAUUGUUUUUAUUAUUGAAUUUGACCUUUGACAGAUGUAACCAAUAUUUAAAGCAUUUUUUCAUACGAUUAUAUUGAAAUAAACAAUUCGAUUAUAGUUAUGAUAAACUGUUAAAUUGUAGUGAUGAUAAAAAAUAAAAGCAAUCAUAUUUGUACUUCAAUAAAAAAAUUACCUUUCAAGUA